Wallemia ichthyophaga EXF-994 is the source of this 294-nucleotide messenger RNA. RefSeq names its product Cytochrome c oxidase subunit 2. The record is from RefSeq and is a predicted model, not a curated record. The transcript is spliced from 2 exons. Gene Ontology annotation, molecular function: copper ion binding; cytochrome-c oxidase activity. Gene Ontology annotation, cellular component: membrane. Lineage: Eukaryota; Fungi; Basidiomycota; Wallemiomycetes; Wallemiales; Wallemiaceae. Gene Ontology annotation, biological process: ATP synthesis coupled electron transport. Bases 1 to 294 code for a protein of 97 amino acids.
AUGGCAUUACAUACACACGGUUCAUCAAACCCAACAGGUGUUAACGGUGCUCAGUGGUACUGGUCUUACGAGUACUCUGAUUACUUGAAUGAAGAAGGAGAAUCCCUGGAAUUCGAUAGUUACAUGGUACCUGAAUCUGAUUUAGAAUUAGGUCAAUUAAGACUACUUGAUGUUGACGCACCAGUUGUAGUACCUGUUGAUACUCAUAUCAGAUUUAUUGUUACAGCUAAUGACGUUAUCCAUGACUUUGCUGUUCCAUCUCUAGGAUUAAAAAUCGAUGCAACACCCGGUUAA